AUGGUACAUCCUACAAUGAUAGCCACCUCACCGACUUGCAAUCCAGAAGAAGCAGAAAAUUCUGAUAAUGGUGAAUCGGAAAGCGUCGACAGUCACGACGCUGUGAUAGAGGAAAGCGAAACUGAUAAAGAAAAAGAAAAAGCGACCUCGUUGUCAUUACAACAGACAUUGAAGGAAGCGCUUCGUGUAGCGGCUGCUCAACGACAGUUGCAAAGAAGCAAAGCAAAAAGUAGCAACAGUAGCGAUAUUAGAAGCGUCGUCAAUAAUAGUAAUAAUAAUAAUAAUAACAACAACAAUUGUAGUAGUGCUCAUAAUGGCACUAUCGGUAACACUGCUACCAGCACCAAUGUUCAACCUACCGCAACAUUCCCGCUUCUUGCACCGUUUCUGUUACCAGGCUUAAACUCGGCUACAACGGCGGGGACCAGCAACGCCAUCAUGUAUCAGAUACCUCAAGGCGUGGUUUAUACAAAUGACGAAGGAGCUGAUGGUAAUUCCUUAUUCGCAAAUGCCAAUGUCAGCAGCAGUAACAAUUCCUCCGAGAAUCAACAAACUAGUCCACAAUUUAUGUUUCCUAUUAAUUCGCUCACUUUACAACAGAGUCUCUUGCAAAUCAUGUCGACAGCCGCGUUAAGUGCAGCUCAAUUGGAAAACAGCGAUCGUUCCAGCUGACCCAUCUAAACAGGCAGUUUACCAAAAAACCGAAAAUUGAGAGAAGAAAAACUAAUUUUGUUGGAACUCUUGAAACAAUGCAUGUCAUUCGAUAGGAU
This is a messenger RNA of Loa loa (African eye worm), 770 nucleotides long. RefSeq lists its product as hypothetical. The transcript has 5 exons. Bases 1 to 672 code for a protein of 223 amino acids. The record is from RefSeq and is a predicted model, not a curated record. NCBI's taxonomy places the organism in Eukaryota, Metazoa, Nematoda, Chromadorea, Rhabditida, Onchocercidae.